This is a messenger RNA of Caenorhabditis remanei, 3969 nucleotides long. RefSeq lists its product as uncharacterized. Gene Ontology annotation, biological process: protein dephosphorylation. Gene Ontology annotation, molecular function: protein tyrosine phosphatase activity. Bases 1 to 3969 code for a protein of 1322 amino acids. The record is from RefSeq and is a predicted model, not a curated record. NCBI's taxonomy places the organism in Eukaryota, Metazoa, Nematoda, Chromadorea, Rhabditida, Rhabditidae. The transcript is spliced from 10 exons.
AUGUUCAGCAUUUAUCAUACCAAUCUUUUAGACAUUUUGAUCAUAUUGAUCACUGCCAUAUUGGCGAAUGCGGUUCCAAUUAUAAGGGAUCUGCCUCCUGAACCAAAUAUUCCUCCAAAUGGAGAUUCUAAUCUUUCUGAAGAUGUGCUCCAUCGCACUUCCAAUCCAUCCGAGAUCUAUCAACGAUUCUAUCGAGCCAGUGACCCCAACCUAGACACCCAUGUGUCCAAUUUGAAAAAGGUGGCUCGAAUCACGAAUGGAAUUUAUCUCAUCCAAGGAAUAACUUCUGGAACCAUCGACUCCGAUGAGCUGAUCUCUGAACUUCUACGCUUUGGACAUGUUAAGCUAUCGGACAUCUCUGCCAUCGACAUUUCAAAAGUCGAAAGUGCUAUUGAUGAUAUGAAGUCUCUUCCCGUUCAAUUGGUUGCUACGACAGAAAUGGGAACAGUGGAGAAAGUAUUUGACGGAUUGAAAGCGGUGUUGGCUGAAGUGGAUGGAAUUGGCAAUUUGACAGAAUGGACUCAUGAAAAGGAACAUUUCAAACAAGAGAUUAAUCGUCUUGCUGAAAACGGAUUGAAUAGGACAGACAUCAAUCUUUUGAGAGCUGCUCUUGUUCCUUGGACAGAUGUUUAUACCAAACUAACUAAAAAAACCCCGGCAGCAACUACCGACAAUGUUAAAAAACUGAAGCAAUCAUUGGAAGAUGUCAAAACGAUUAUCCAAAAAAUCCUAGAACCUGGCUCAAUCUGGCAAUUCAUCAACUUCACUUCUGCUGCCGAUGGAAUCUCAACAAUUCUGAAGGCUGAUCGUGGUGUCGACGCCUAUUUGAAUCAUUCACGUUCUCUGGAUAUGGAUGAUGUAGCUGGAAAAACUUAUACUGAAUACAUGGAAUCAAUGAAAGAGAAACUCAGUAAUUUGAUGGGUCGUAUGGAUAAUGUAAAUAUCGCGUCGAAACUGCUGGCAUCUCGUGGAGAAGUCAAAAGACAACUUCAUUAUACAUUUGGAUUGCCUAAAGGUGCAUUGGACCUUUCGCGUUUACCUUCUGAUAUAUUUGAUCCGUGGAUUGCCAAGGUAGUCAAAACGAAGAGAUUGGAAGUUGCACUCGGUCAAUUGAAAGGUCUUGCGGCUUUAUCUAAGGAAGUAGACGACUCUAUUGGAAAUGAUGCAAAAAGAAUUCGGCGUCUGGUGGAUAUAGCCGAAUUGAUUUCCGACUUUUCCAACAAUAUUGACAGUGCAAAAUCUGGAAUUGCUCAAGGAUACAACUGCACAAAACCUUAUGCAAGUGAUAUUGAUAAAACUUCAUUCACUGCCUUAAACAAAACAUUACAAGAGAUUGAUGCAAAACUGGAUCGGUUAAGAAAAAAGAAAGAUGAGCUAUCGGGGUAUGUGCAGGCUGGAAUUCUAGAAAGGUGUAAUGAGAUCAUUGCAAUUUGUGAGAAAAUGACAGCCGACGGGAGUAAUUCUCCAACGAUUGUGAAAGAACUGGAGGUAUACGAACAUCUAGCAGACUUGGGUGUAACUUUCCGAAAAAUUGACUUAUUGUCAAAUGAUAUAUCUAAUCUGAUUACAAUAGACGGUGAUGCAAAAGCUGCUAACUCCAGCAUGGAUUCUUUGAAUAAAUAUCAUGACAAGAUAUCAACUAAAUACUCAGAUUACUUCAAGUGUCUGCAAAAUCAGCAUCAAUUGAAGUUUGUGUUCGAAGCAAUCGAUGGACUCAAGCAGUUUCGUGGUUGGAAAGACGAUACGACCUACUCUAAAACGUUGACUGAUGGAUUGACAGUGGUGAAGAAAGUGGCCGACAUCAAGAGUGGUCUGGAUAAUAUGAAGACGUCGAUCAAAGAACUGAGUGAGUUGAAGACACCGGAGACAGAUGCUUUGAAAGCUCUCAACGAUGCGUCGACACAUUCUCAAGUCAUCGGGAAUGCGGUACAAGGACUCUCUGGUAUGGCUGAGGUUUUGGAACAAGAUAAUGAUCUUAGGAAAGUCGUUGACAAUAUCGGUGUGGUGGAGAGUGGAAAACAGAAGACAAAGGACCCAAGUCUGAAUGAAUUGGUCAAACUUUCGAAAGAUAUCACCCCGAUGCUCGCUUCGUUGACUACCUUCUCGACGUCAUUGGCAGAGUUCUCGAUGUCAGAUACACUUGUUGAGCAGUCUGAUAUAUUCUCAUCUGCCAAAAAAGUGCCCGGAGUCACUGGUGUCUUUUCGAGUAUGAUUCGAGCAGUUGAGGAAUUGAAAGAGAUCAGUCCUCUAGAUGCAGCUCAGUUGACGAAAGUUGAAGAUGGAUUGAAGAAGAUGGAUUUGUUGGAUCUGGAUUUUGCUGGAUUUCAUAAGAGUUUCGAUGAUUCAAAGGACUCGUUGACUGCUAUGGACUUGUUCUUCGCAAAAACCCGUAAAAAGUUUGAGCCGACAACACCGAUACCGACUCAGAGACCGACACUUGGCCUGGAAACUUCCACUGGAGACAUUGUGAGUUCUGGUGCUCAAUCAGCUGCUGGAACAGAUGAGGAAAAGAAAGAAGACAAUGAUGCUCUAAAAUAUGCUGGUGGCUCCGUCGCCUUCUUUUUGGUUACUCUAGCUAUUGUCUUCUUUCUCCUCUACAAAUUCCAGCGACCAUGGCUCAUGAAGGUAUUGCCUUGUUUGUGUUGGAAGAAAAAACAAAAACCGGAACCAAUUCCAUCUCCCUUACCUCCAGUACCUCCAAAUCCUGCAGCGGGUCAAAAAAAUCUAAUACCGUCAGUACCUGCAUCAGAUAAACGUUCAACAAAAACUCGAUCAGAUGUGAAACGAGUUAUACAAACAGUAGAUAUUAUACCACCUCGACCAGCUCUACCGACACCUGAAGACUUGCUGAAAAUUUUUAUCGAUUACUUAAUGGCUCAGUUCGAGGCAAUUCGCUUAAAAAACAACCUGGAAACGGUGAACACUCUUUUCUGCAAUUACGAAUUCUACAAAGUUGGAAUCGAAGCCGAUAAAGUGAUCGUCGAUAACAGCAAAAUUGUUCCCAACGUUUUGACAGAAUGCAGAUCCGAUCAUCCUCUAUAUAGUGAACAUCGUCCGGUUAUCAGUGGAUAUGGCGAUCGAUUCACGAAUGACUUCUUGCACGCCAAUAUCCUUCAUUUUAAAUUAGGAAUGCAGUGGAUUAUGACAGAGACACCACAAAUUGCGUCGGACGGAAAGAAUUCGACGGUUGCGAAAUUCUGGUGGUUGGCGAAACAGUACAAGACUCAGAGUAUUGCCAUGUUCACUUCCAAUGACGAAAUUAAAAAUAUCAAAUGCGAUCAGUACUACCCUCAAAAGGCUGGAAAUGUAUUGAAAAUUGGUGACUUGACAUUAAAAUGUACAGAACUCAAAAAAGAUUUCGGCGAUUCCCUGGAAAUCCGGACCAUAACUGGAAGCUUUGGCAAUGAACCCCCGUUCACUGUGACCCAGUACGUGUUUACUGGCUGGCCAGCAUCACCAUACCCGUCUUUAUGGAAACCUCUGUUGGCGAUUUAUACCGCUCUGAAGAAAGACACCACACCGGCAAUAAUCCAUUGCGUUGAUGGUGUUGAAAGAACCGGCAUGUUUGCAUUGUCUGCUUACAUGGUUGAUUACGUCAAAAGACACCGUGAAGUGAACUUCAAAAGGUGCUAUCAAGAUGUGGUGACUCUCCGUCCUGGUGCCGUUAAUUGCAUGUCUGAUUAUGCUUUUUGCGGACGUUUUUGUCUGGAAAUGUUGGCUGAUGAGACAACAUUGGAUUCACCGUCUCGACACUCUUACACAGAGCUCAAGGAUAGCUGGGAUCGAAUUGGUGAGGAGCAUCGGAGAAGAGAAAAUGGGACUAAAACGAAGGAGACAACUGAGAAAGGAGAAUCAGAAAAAGGGAGAAGUAAAGAAAAGACAACAGAGGAAAAGCCGAAAGAAGAAGUGAACGAUGAAGGAAAAAGGAAAGGAGAAGACUCGCUGGAUAGUAGACAAUUUGAUGAGUAG